This is a messenger RNA of Beta vulgaris subsp. vulgaris (sugar beet), 2953 nucleotides long. RefSeq names its product glutamate receptor 2.7. Gene Ontology annotation, molecular function: ligand-gated monoatomic ion channel activity; signaling receptor activity. Gene Ontology annotation, cellular component: plasma membrane. Bases 104 to 2797 code for a protein of 897 amino acids. Lineage: Eukaryota; Viridiplantae; Streptophyta; Magnoliopsida; Caryophyllales; Amaranthaceae. The transcript has 7 exons. The record is from RefSeq and is a predicted model, not a curated record.
AAAGUCAAAACAUACUAGACAUAUUGCACCUUAUAAUACGCUAUUUUCAGUCCAUUUAUCUAUAAGUAAUAAAGGAAAAGCAAGCAAAAUCGAGGGCUAAAAAAUGGCUUCAAGUGAAGCGAGUUUCUGGGCUGUCAUAGGUUUCCUUAUUCUCUUACAAGGACAUAAUGUGGCAGCUCAAGAUGAAGACAACAAGUUGCCGUUAAACAUUGGUGUUUUCGUCGAUCUGAGUACUCGAAUUGGGAGUGAGCAGAAAAUUGGAAUAGAGAUCGCAGCUGAGGAUUUCAACAAAACUUCUGAUAAGAUUAUGGUUAAGCUUCAUUUUCAAAGCUCAAGCAGUAGCAAACCCCUUCAAGAAGCGUAUUCUGCAAUUCAGUUGAUCAAAGAAAAGAAAAUGCACGCAAUAAUCACAGGAAGAGAUCACUCCGAAGAAGCAGCACUGCUGGGAGAUAUUGGGAAUCAAUACAAAGUGCCAGUUUUUUCAAUUUCAGCAAGUUUGCCAUUACAUGUGAAAACCCCAUCUUUCUUCGUGCAGAUGACCAACGAUUAUGCAUCGCAAAUGAAGUGUAUCACGUCAUUGGUUCAGAAUUUUGGAUGGAAGAAUGUGAUUGCAGUUUAUGAAGAUGAUGGAUAUGGUAGUACUACUUCUUCAAUGUUGGAUACUCUGUCUCUAAGUUUACAAGACAUUGGAUCACGGAUUGAAGAUCGCUUAGCCUUUCCUCCGGUAGCGUUUAUGCCCCAUCCCAAGGAAAUGAUAAGAGACGAGCUAAUUAAGGUGUUAAGCAUGCAAUCACGCGUAUUUGUUGUCCUCCACUCUUCAAUAACUUUGGCUCAUCAUUUAUUCAAAGAAGCCAAGAAUAUGGGGCUCAUGGGAAGAGAGACAGCAUGGAUAAUUUCAGACUCCAUUGGAAACAUUCUUGACACUCUCAACUCUUCUACAAUAUCACACAUGGAAGGAUUCUUGGGGAUUAGAACCUAUUAUGAUGAAUACAAUCAAAAUUUUACGAAUUUCAAUCGCAAGUUCAUAUCAAAGUUCGUACUACAAUAUCCAGAUGAUGCGAGUAUUCACCCUGGAAUUCAUGCUUUAAUAGCAUAUGAUACUAUGGCAACCAUUGGAAACACCUUUGAGAGUUAUAGGGUAAACCAUCUGGGAAAGAAGACAAUUUCAACAAACAAAUUGUGGCAUGAAAUGUCAUUGACUAAAUUUACAGGAUUGAGCGGCCAAAUUUCUAUACAAAAUGGAAGACUUGAAAAAGAUGGUACGGUUUAUAGAAUUGUAAAUGUGGUGGGUAAUAAGUAUAAGGAGCUGGAAUUUUGGACCCCUGAAAAUGGAUUUUUUAUGAAAUUUAGUAAUGGAAAAAAUGGUGAAAAUAGCAGUGGGGAUCUGAAUAAAAAGCUAAAUGGGAUGGUAAAUUGGCCAGGAGAUAUUAAGCAUAUUCCAAAAGGUUGGACAAUGCCAAGUACUGCAAAGCCCCUAAAGAUUGGACUUCCUGGUAUACCACCUUUUCAAAAGUUUGUUGUUCACUAUAAAGGGGAUAAAAAUAAGACUAUUUACACUGGCUUCAGCAUUGACGUUUUCCUCGAGGCAGUCAAGAUCGUCGAAGAAAACUAUGGUCUUCCUUAUGAGUUUGAGCUAUAUAAUGGCACCUACGAUGAGCUAGUUGAUCGUGUCAUUGAUAAGACCUACGAUGCUGUGGUAGGUGAUGUAACAAUACUGGCUAAUAGAUCAAAGUUUGUAGACUUCACACAACCAUAUACAAAACCAGGAUUAGUGAUGAUAGUGCCUCUUAAACCUAUGGAGUCUAACAAGGCUCGUAUGUUGAUGAAGCCUUUCAGUUGGCAGUUAUGGUUGUUUCUUCUUGGCACCUUACUCUAUAUUGUGUUUGUUGUUGGCUUGAUUGAGAGUCGAAAUACAAAUAAUUCUGAAUUUGAAGGUCGAUGGACUAAUCGGAUCAGUGUUGCCCUUUGGUUCACCUUGAGCUCCAUUUUCUUUGCCCAUAAGGAGAACAUUCGGAGCAAUUUGACGCGCAUGACUUUAGCAGCCUGGUUUUUCGUGAUAUUUGUAUUGAUAUCAAGUUAUACGGCGAGUUUAACCUCAAUCCUCACGGUUCCUUUACUAGAGCCUAACAAGGUUAAAGAUGUGGAGUGGCUCAGACAAACCAACUCCUCAAUAGGUUGUGAUGGGGGGUCCGUGUUGGAUCACUUAGUAGAUACGCUUAAUUUCAACCCGGAAAACAUCAUGAAUAUUGAUAAUCAAUAUGAUUAUGAAGUGUUAUUUAACAAUGGUAGCAUUGUGGCUGUGUUCCUCGAGCGUCCGUACCAGAAAUUUCUUGUCAACGAGCGCUGCAAAAGCUUCAGCCGUACCAAAGAGACAUUUACAUUUGGAGGACAAGGUUUUGUUUUUCCAAAAGGCUCUCCACUAGGACGAGACAUAUCGAAUGCCAUUCUUCAAUUGUCCGAGAAAGGAGUGCUAAAAGAAUUGGAGGACAAAUGGUUUCCUACGUCCCCAGAAUGUUUAACUUCCUUGAAUAAUCAAUGUGUUGAGAGAUUAAAUCCACGAGAUUUCUCAGAACUUUUUAUUUUAUAUGCAUGUCUUUCUGGCUUGUGUCUCUUCUUAUGCCUAGUCCGUUAUAUUAAGAGAUAUCAAGACAAUGCAAUUACACUUGUUGUUAGGAAUUUCAAUAGCUGGAUGAUUAUGUUUGCACAAUAUAAUGGUCGUGAAAAGAAUCGAAAUUCUCAGAUUAGUCAGAUAUCCCUUGUCCCUUGUUGUAUUUACAAAUGCAGCACAACCAGAUGAUUGGAUAGUGAGAAGCUCGGAACCAUCCAUCCAUCCUAUCACUACAAAGUAAAAGUUUGUUAUAUAAGUGUAUGAAUACCAUAUAAUUUGUUUUGAAAAAUUUGUCAGAGCCGUUGCUUGAUCUGAAAGAUAAUAAGUUAUAUCCGUCUCAUACUA